Hippocampus comes (tiger tail seahorse) is the source of this 1698-nucleotide messenger RNA. It is a transcript of the gene ppt2b, whose product is annotated as palmitoyl-protein thioesterase 2b. Bases 286 to 1107 code for a protein of 273 amino acids. Lineage: Eukaryota; Metazoa; Chordata; Actinopteri; Syngnathiformes; Syngnathidae. The record is from RefSeq and is a predicted model, not a curated record. The transcript has 7 exons. Gene Ontology annotation, cellular component: lysosome. Gene Ontology annotation, molecular function: thiolester hydrolase activity.
UGAAUUUAGACCGGAACAAAUAAACAACAUUUCGUGCUCGCUGGGCUGCAGCCUCGCGGCGUUGUUUACCACCGAAUCAUCGAACUGUAAAUUUUGAAGGGAUUUUUAUUUAUUACAUCAUAUGUCGGUUGAAAAAAAACUACGUGGAAGUCCCGUCGUACUUCUCAGGGCUGAGGGAGCCGGGAAUGGAGCGAAUUUCAACUUUUAUGAUGAUGAUUGUUUUUAUUAUUUUUUAAGCCCUCUCAAUUUUAAUAGCGCACGGAUUUAUUCCGACCAUUUAUUGAUAUGAUGAAAGGAUUUGUGACCGAUUCGAUAAUCGGGAAAAGGGAAAGUAACGGCGGGGCAGCCCGCCUCCUGUGGCCGCUGCUCGGUGCGUGUCUGUGGGCUGCCGCGGUCGCCUUCAAGCCGGUGAUCAUCGUGCACGGCUUGUUCGACAGCUCGGGAGAUUUUAAGAACCUCCAGCGCUUCAUUAACGAGUCUCAUCCUGGAACAAAUGUGACCGUGAUUGACUUGUUUGACCGAGGUUCCAGCCUGCAGCCCAUGUGGAAGCAGGUGGAGGGUUUCAAGGCGGCCAUUUAUCCCAUCAUGCAAAACUCUGCGGAGGGAGUCCAUUUUAUCUGCUACUCUCAGGGUGGACUGAUUUGCAGGGGGAUAUUGUCCACUUUGCCAAAUCACAACGUACAUUCAUUCAUUUCGCUGUCCUCGCCUCAGGCCGGACGUUGCCUCUUUCUGUCCCCAGACCCCCACCACAGGGACAUGUACACCAACAGCAGCGAUUAUCUGGCCCUACUCAACAGCGACAGACCCAAUCCAAAUUCUACAGAAUGGAAGAAGAACUUCUUAAGACUCAACAAGCUGGUGCUUGUUGGAGGGCCAGAUGACGGAGUCAUCACUCCCUGGCAGUCCAGUCAGUUUGGAUUCUUCGACGACAAUGAGACCGUUGUUGAGAUGCAGCGACAAGGCGUCUACUUAAAGGAUAUCUUUGGUCUGAAGACGCUGGCGGCUCGUGGCGACCUGAUCUUGUGUUCUGUUCCAUACGUCCAACAUGUCUGGUGGCACUCAAAUGAGACUGUGUUUCACACUUGCAUGGAGAAGUGGCUGGUUUAGAGCCAAAACGUCAACAUUUUUAUGAAAUCAGCUCCACGGGGGGCGGGGGGGGGGUGUCCUCGGAAUUACAAUGGGGGUACGUUCCUUCAGCGGCGACGCAAUCCAAAUGUCCAAGUCAGUCGGACUGCGUCGUGGUCUAUCGCUAAUCUCUGCUGAUCUAGUAGUCAAGUCAAAAACAAAUGGAAAAACUAAAACCAAGUACAGCGAUAGCUUUGCUGUGCCACGUGACAAAGUAUUCUUACGCUGCUGAGCAAACAAUUUUGAAUGCCUUCUCCAAAUCCACAAAAGCACAUGUAGACUGGUUGGGCGAACUCACAUGCACCCAUGAGGACCCUGCUAAAAGUGCAUUGUUCCACGGCCCAGAACGAAAACCAAAUGUUUUAUUUUAGAGAAAAUGUUUGGAUUAAAAGAAGGGAAAAAAAGAACAAUUCUAAACGAGCGAUAUAAACAAUUCAUGAAAAAAAAAGUAAGUACAGCUGUAACUGAGCCCGUCUUCAGUGCAAACUGGUUAAUACAUAGUUGUUUUGAUUUGGGGAUUUUUGGGGGUAAGAAGACAUCGAAAGCACAAACUAACACCCGACAUCACCUUUA